CCCUUCUCUUCUCAAAGAUCUGCUCUGAAUCAAUGGCGGAUCGUGUAAAAGGUCCGUGGAGCGAAGAAGAAGACGAGCAGCUACGAAGGAUGGUGGAGAAAUACGGGCCGAGGAACUGGUCGGCGAUCAGCAAAUCGAUUCCAGGCCGAUCUGGCAAAUCGUGUCGGUUACGGUGGUGCAAUCAGUUAUCUCCGGAGGUUGAGCACCGUCCGUUCUCGGCGGAGGAAGACGAGACGAUCCUCUCCGCUCGCGCUAAGUUCGGCAACAGAUGGGCCACGAUCGCUCGUCUCCUCAACGGACGCACGGACAACGCCGUGAAGAACCACUGGAACUCGACGCUCAAGCGAAAAUUCGUAGGCGGAGGAGGGGACUGUGAUCUCGUUGCGGUGACGGCGGAGGAGGAUCGGCGGAGGAAGAGGAGAUCCGUGAGCUCUGAAUCUGCUCCUCUGGUGGACACCGGAUUGUACAUGAGCCCGGAGAGUCCCACCGGAGUCAGUGACUCCAGCACGAUUCCGUCUCCGGUUGCUGCUCAGCUUUUUAAGCCAAUGCCGGUUUCCGGCGGAUUCACGGUGCCGUCGCCGGUGGAAAUGUCUUCGUCGGAGGAGGAUCCGGCAACGUCGCUGAGCCUGUCGCUGUCACUUCCCGGAGCUGACGUCAGUCAGGAGUCGAGGAACAACUCGUUGCUGUUUCCGCGGUUUGAGAGUCAGGUGAAGAUUAAUGUAGAGGAGAGUGAAGAAGGACGUGGAGGUGAAUUUAUGAGGGUGGUGCAGGAGAUGAUUAAGGCGGAAGUGAGGAGUUACAUGUCGGAGAUUCAGAAAAAUAGUGGUGGAUUCGUCGUCGGAGGUUUAUACGAAACCGGUAACGGUGGUUUCAGGGAUAGUGGAUUUAUUACGAAGGUCGAGUAGUUUUUGAAUCGAUUUAGAGAUUUGAAGAGCAAUUCAGAUUUGGGUUGUGGUCAAAUGUUUUUUAAAAAAUGUAUAGUGGAAUUAAAUUGGAUGAUAAAAAGUUUAAUGGAAUAAUCUUUAUUCAACAUUUGAUGAUCAA
Brassica oleracea var. oleracea is the source of this 1044-nucleotide messenger RNA. Its product is annotated as transcription factor MYB44-like. Gene Ontology annotation, molecular function: RNA polymerase II cis-regulatory region sequence-specific DNA binding; DNA-binding transcription factor activity, RNA polymerase II-specific. The record is from RefSeq and is a predicted model, not a curated record. Gene Ontology annotation, biological process: regulation of DNA-templated transcription. Gene Ontology annotation, cellular component: nucleus. The transcript has a single exon. The coding region runs from base 33 to 905 and encodes 290 amino acids. Lineage: Eukaryota; Viridiplantae; Streptophyta; Magnoliopsida; Brassicales; Brassicaceae.